Colossoma macropomum (tambaqui) is the source of this 3411-nucleotide messenger RNA. RefSeq names its product leucine rich repeat and fibronectin type III domain containing 4a (gene lrfn4a). The record is from RefSeq and is a predicted model, not a curated record. Bases 290 to 2929 code for a protein of 879 amino acids. The transcript is spliced from 3 exons. Gene Ontology annotation, molecular function: protein binding. NCBI's taxonomy places the organism in Eukaryota, Metazoa, Chordata, Actinopteri, Characiformes, Serrasalmidae.
AAAACAUUCAAGCUAAUAAUUAUGUGACAGCGAUCGGCUGAUUGGUUUGAUCAUUCUUCUGGGAUCAAGGGGCACGGAUGUAAUGAAAUUCAAUGAAGAGAUAAAAAUCAAUGCUCCAGCACUACUGCCUGUGCCAUUUUCUUCAGUGCUCCUUGCUGGGUUUUUAUGCUCUUAAAUACUGAGGGAACCAGUAGGACACCUCAGCUCCUUAAAAAUGGGCAAAAUAUGGAACCAUUUUAAAUCUUGAUGCGGCACAGACUUAUCAGGUCUGUGGAUAAAUAAAUCUACCAUGCCAAGCCCAGGGCUGCUGUGGCCAUCCAGGAUAAAGGACCCACAGCUACGACAACUCCAUGACGCAAAAUGUAUCUGCCCCAAAACAGCACAACCUGGUCUUAUGUCUCCAAUGACUCUGCUGUGGUUGGGCCUGAUGAGCCAUGUACUUCUGGGAUACAGUCCAGGUGUGUUGGCUGGGGAGACAUGGGGCAUGGUGUCCAUCUGCCCCUUCCACUGUGUGUGUCGGAACCUAUCAGAGUCUCUAAGCACACUCUGUGUAAACAAAGGACUGCUUUUUGUCCCACCCAACAUUGACCGUCGCACUGUGGAGCUUCGUCUUGCUGAUAAUUACAUCUUGGAGGUGGGUGGAGCCGACUUUGCCAACAUGACAGGACUGGUGGAUUUGACGCUGUCACGUAACACCAUCCAUGCCCUACGGCCACUGGCCUUUGCUGAUCUGGAAAGCCUACGUUCACUGCACUUGGACACUAACCGCUUGACUGUGGUGGGACCUCAGGACUUAACUGGCCUUCUCAAUCUUCAGCAUCUCUUCAUAAACAACAACCAGCUUACUGACGUCUCAGCUGACGCCUUUGAUGACUUCCUUCUAACGCUGGAGGACCUGGACCUGUCCUACAACAACCUCCGCCGGGUUCCAUGGGAAGCAAUUCAGAACAUGGCCAGCCUAAGCACCCUCAAUCUGGACCACAACCUCAUAGACCAGGUUGCUGAGGGCUCUUUCAGUGAGCUCUACAAACUCUCCCGUCUAGACAUGACUUCAAACAGGCUGCAGACACUUCCCCCUGAUCCUCUGUUCUCCCGCUCACAGAUCGGUGUGAUCAGCCCCACACCCUACAAUGCCAUCAUCAGCCUGAAUUUCGGAGGGAACCCUCUGCAUUGUAACUGCGAGCUGUUGUGGCUUCGGAGGCUGACGCGUGAGGACGAUAUGGAGACUUGUGCCACACCUGUGCACCUUGCUGGACGUUACUUCUGGUCCAUUCCAGAGGAAGAAUUCACAUGUGAACCUCCUCUUAUCACCCGCAACACCAAUAAGUUGUGGGUUCUGGAGGGGCAAAGGGCCACAUUGAAGUGCCGUGCCAUUGGUGACCCUGAGCCUGUCUUCCACUGGGUCUCGCCAGAUGACCGCAUUGUGGCGAACUCCAGUCGAAUCCGCUCAUAUUACAAUGGAACCUUGGAUUUUUUGGUGACUCGUGCCAGAGAUGAUGGAACUUAUACCUGUAUUGCCAUCAAUGCGGCUGGGGAGUCCACUGCCCAGGUGGACCUGAAAAUCAUCCCACUGCCUCACCGGGGCAAUGGCACAGUCCCCCUCAUUAACCCUCGAGACCCUGGUUCCUCUGAUAUCAGCAGUGGUAGAGGAGGGGUAGGAGUGGUAACAGUGAAGAAUGUGACUGGAGGUGAGGGGGAGGAUGGAACUGGCAGUGGUAGCACUGGAACCGAGAGACUGGUAGCAGUUCUGGGAGUGACCUCUAACUCUGCUGAGGUGCGCUGGCACAUGGGUAGAACUUCAACACCUUACUUGGUGUGGAUGUACCAGAUUCAAUACAACAGCACAGCUGACGAUGCACUUGUAUACAGGAUCCUGCCUCCUACCAGUACUAGUUUCCUGCUGAAGAACUUGGUCUCCGGUGCAGACUACAGCUUAUGUGUCUUAGCCAUAUUUGACGAUGGCAUUUCCUCCUUGGCCACCACAAAAGUGUUGGGCUGCACCCAGUUCAGUACUAAAGAGGAUUACCCAGAAUGCCGCUCUCUGCAGGCUCACUUCCUGGGCGGCACACUGACUGUGAUGGUGGGUGGGGUGGUGGUGGUAACAUUGCUGGUUUUCACCGUGGCUAUGAUGGUGCGGCACAGAGUCUGUGGAGAUUGUAGGGACGACGCCAACCUGUCGGGCGAGUUCUUGCCAGUCAAAGGGGUGGAUGUUUAUGCCCAGACCAACGGAAACAACAGUGUGAUGAUGGUGGCCGUGCCAAACGGGUUGCUCACUCAACAGACGAAAGCAGCACCGGCCAAAGCCAAGCACAAGGCGAAAGCCAAAAAGAGCUCGGAGCCCCACUGUGACCAGGGCAUGGACAUAGACCCAGGGAGGGAGAAAUGCGCCCUCCCGUUCACACCAGAGAGUGACAGAGUGACACUCUACUACUCCUCAGCUAAAACUGCACAAACCCUUCCCCAGUCUGGAACUAAGGCUGUGAAGCAUGAAGGUAGACUGAAGCAUAGAAGGUCACUGGAUAGAGACAGGGACAAAGAUAAGGAGCAAGGCAAGAGGCAAGCCCUAGCCUCCCUGGCCCAAGCAGGGCCAGAAGACGGAGAGGGCAGCACGGACUUGGGGCCAGGAGAGACUCAGGCACUGGGGACCAAGCGAAGCAGCUCCUUCGACGCGGGUGACAUCAGUACCACCACGUGCUACAGCUACGCCAAACGCUUGAGUGUCAUCUGGACCCGUCGAAGCCAGUCGCUGCACGGAAUGCUGGUUCACUGCGCAUCCACCACUAGCACGUCCAGUGCCAGCAGCGAGCAGUACGGCCAUGCACUGACGCAGGGCUAUCUGCACGCCUACGCCUCCAACAACUCCUCCAACUCCAACUCGAACUGUAGCAUGGCUGCCAAUCCCGGAGACCUGGAGGAGAGCGUGGUAUAGAGGCUGAAGCGAGACAGGUAGAGAGAGCAAGUAAGCAAGUUAAAGAGCCAGCCUGAGGGAAAGUGCUCCAUGUUUAGCAUGUACCACGCAGAUAACCAUGCCAUGCAAAAUGUCAGAAGGAGGAAGCACAAAUGUUUUCACACAAAUGAAGGAAGAAAACAAACUAAAAAUAAUAAUAAUGAAAAAUGGAAAAAAAAACAAUUGUCAAGAAAGAACAGUGUAAUGAGGAGUUCUGUACACCACACAAAGAGUUGCCUAUUAUUUGGUGACCGCUAUUAUUCUGAGCCACUGUGAGGCCAAAAUCAAAUUAUAGGAAGACAAAGAACAAAGGGAAGGGGGCAGAAUUUGGAGAAAUGAGAUUCAAGGACUCGUUUGUUUGGUCGACAGGCCCCAAGCAUAUGGGGAUUACAACCUGGAGCUUCUGUUUCGACAAGAUUAAUUAACCAAUUAAUAAAUUAUUGAAUAGAUCAGCCACUACUUUA